This is a messenger RNA of Thyridium curvatum, 513 nucleotides long. RefSeq lists its product as uncharacterized. Lineage: Eukaryota; Fungi; Ascomycota; Sordariomycetes; Thyridiales; Thyridiaceae. Bases 1 to 513 code for a protein of 170 amino acids. The transcript has 3 exons. The record is from RefSeq and is a predicted model, not a curated record.
AUGCCUUUCCAUCAAAUCUCCUACUCUUACCUUCAUCCCACCAUCUGGAAACGAGGGAACAGAUCUACUUUCGCUGAGGCCACAGUGGCGACCAGCCUGGCACUGGCACGAGAAGGGCAGGCACAAGAUCAAGGUGUUGACAUUGUUGCUUUGCAAUACCUACUUGACAAUAUUAAAUAUGCAAGCCCACAGCAGGACAGUUCGUGGAGAGAGGUGCCUCAGCCCCCUGCUCCUCCUUUGGUCGCCAGCAUUAAUCUGAUCCUCUCACUCCUCCUCCUCUUUAGAGCAACCCCGCACCCCUCCAAGUUCAUCCUCCCUUCAAUCAUCGGACGCCCGCCCGCCUCUGGAUUCCCUCCCCCCCCCUCGAGCCAGCACGAGUUGGGCAUAGCCUGCAUAAUGAACCAUGCCCAAACCGGUUCUACCGCAAGCUCAACACAGUGCCAAUUCGGCGGUCCCAAGGUGGGCGGACAGGCGGUCCAGAACGGCGAGUACAUCGAGCGUUUCCCUCCUUAA